ACAUGAAGUUUUCGUAUUCUGAGUUUUCCUCAAUCCUAACCUAACUUUGUCUUCAGUUCCGAUCAUUUUAGGUUAGAUUUCUGAUUAGUUAUUAUUUUCUAAAAUGUUUACAUUCAUUCUUUCAUAUUUUGACUAUAUUAUUUAGCCUACACUUGGCAUAAUAGUUAUCUUGCACCUGCAAAAUUUAGGCUAUCUAAACUGCUUCAAUAUGAAUAUUUCUAAUAGGAUAUCAAACUUGUUCAUUGUUCGGAAAUUCAGUAUUUCAACAGUAGAUUACAAAGGGUAUAACAAUAGUAAUUUUCAUGCAAAUCGAGAAGGAAGAAUGAUGAACAAGAUCAUGUCUGGCAGAAAAAAUAAACCAAAUAGCAAGAGAUACUACCCGGACAUUGACAUGCCCAAUGUUGGAGGAACGACAAAUUUUUUCGAUUUUGUUGGAAAACAAUCAGGAUCUUCAAAGCCUCAAAAAAGACUCGUUGUCUUGAAUAAAAUGCUCAUGAGAAAUAUAAGCGACAUUUUAUCCACUGGUGAACUAAGCUCCACUCUCCAUGGUACAGGUCUUCAUUUAUCAAAGGUGGCCAUUUCUCCGACUUUGAACCAGAUCAAUGUUCAUUGGCUCGCUGAUGGAAACGAGGAAGCGGACAACGAGACAACGAAGCGCCUAGCCGAAAUUGCGCCUGAGUUGCGCCAUAGUCUCUCGCAGCUCAGCCUCAUGGGAUCGAUACCGAAAAUCGAAUUCGUUAAAGACUGCAAGUACUUGAAGUUCAUAGCAGUGGAAAAUUUGCUUAAAAAAGCUGAUUUCGGAGAAGACUUUGAACCGACUCCAUUAGGCAAUGACUGGAAAUCGCAAAAAGUUCUGGAAAAAUCUAUUCCUGAUCAUUUAAAGGAAAAAAUUCGAGAAACUGAGAGUGGUGCAGACGUAUGUGAAGAAACUCUACCUGUUAUGCAAAUGAAUGUCCUGGGCCUCAAUCAGGAGACCAUCAUGAAUAAGGUAAGGCAAUAUCAAAGGAAAUAAUGGAAAUAAUCCAGUGGCGAAGCUACCUAUAACUAAAAGGGGAGUCUAGGAACUCUAAGGGUGGGCACACACCGUUAGUCAAGACAAGACUAGUCACAAUUAGUCACAAUACUUCACAUAGUUGCUUAUGAAGCAACACACACCGAUUAGUCAUUGCAAUUAGACAU
Molecule: messenger RNA, 1179 nt
Organism: Nilaparvata lugens (brown planthopper)
Lineage: Eukaryota; Metazoa; Arthropoda; Insecta; Hemiptera; Delphacidae
Exons: 5
Coding region: 209-1012 (267 amino acids)
Biological process (GO): rRNA processing
Source: RefSeq, a predicted model, not a curated record